This is a messenger RNA of Morone saxatilis (striped sea-bass), 1232 nucleotides long. RefSeq names its product DnaJ (Hsp40) homolog, subfamily C, member 17 (gene dnajc17). Gene Ontology annotation, molecular function: RNA binding. The record is from RefSeq and is a predicted model, not a curated record. Lineage: Eukaryota; Metazoa; Chordata; Actinopteri; Moronidae. The transcript is spliced from 11 exons. Gene Ontology annotation, cellular component: spliceosomal complex. The coding region runs from base 141 to 1091 and encodes 316 amino acids. Gene Ontology annotation, biological process: spliceosomal complex disassembly.
UAUGUGAAAGGUCGUCGACGUCAAACUCAUGCUGCCUGGAGCUGGAACAACAACAAACGAGCUAAAUUAGCUAAACGUUAUCAUUGCGUUUGAAUUAGUUGUUUUUCUCGUGUUGGUACUGUAGCUCGUUGUUGGUAGAAAUGUCCGGAAAGGCCAAAGAUAUCCUACAGCUGGACCUGUAUGGUUUACUGGGCAUUGAAAGCACUGCUACAACGAAAGAGAUCAAGAAAGCUUAUCGACAGAAAGCCUUGACAUGCCAUCCGGACAAGAACCCAGAUAACCCAAAGGCAGUGGAACUCUUCCACCAGUUGUCCCAGGCUCUUGAGGUGCUAACGGAUGCUGCUGCCAAGGCUGCAUAUGAUAAGAUUUGCGCUGCCAAAAAACAAGCUGAAGAAAGAAACAGGAAACUAGAUGACAAGAGGAAGAAAAUUAAGCUUGACUUGGAGACCAGAGAGCGAAAUGCAGAAGCUCAGAGUCAGGAGGAGGUGCAAAUCACUAGAACACUUGAAGAAGAGAUCGCCCGUUUGAGAGAGGAGGGAUCCAGACAGCUUGAGGAGGAACAGAGGCUUAUCAGAGAGCAGAUCCAGAGAGAAAGAGAAGCACAGCAGCAGGAAACGGGAGGCUAUCCUCAGAGAAACUCGGGAGUGGAGAGAUGUUCCAAGAGCAAUGUGACCCCCAAAUUGAAGUUAAAGUGGAAGUGUAAAAAAGAUGAUGGGUCAAAUGGAGGCUACUCUGAGGACAUCCUUUUCAGACUUCUACAAAAGUAUGGGGAUGUUUUGAAUGUGAUUGUAUCGAGUAAGAAGAAAGGAAGCGCUGUGGUCGAAUUUGCAACUGUGAGAGCAGCUGAGUUGGCAGUCAAGAAUGAAAGUGGCCUGAGUGAAAACCCCUUGAAGAUUUCAUGGCUUGAAGGACAGCCCGAGGUUUUAGCUCCAGUAUCUCAACCUGGCAACUUUAUGUCUUCACAGGGCGCCCUGACAAAUGAGCGUGACUACGAGAGCGUGGUGAUGAUGAAGAUGAGGCAGGCUGCUGAGCGACAGAGACUCAUAGAACAAAUGCAAAAAGAUGAUGAAGAGGACACUUCUGGGUCAUAGCAACAGGAUCCAGCUCAGUACCAGCCUGCAACUAUUAAAUGAAUACCUGUUUCAGACUUUAGUUUCAUAAAGCCUCAUAAGUGUUUUGUUAUUAUUUUUUGUAUGUAAUACACUGUAAGGCAGAAUAAAUCUUUUUAAUAA